Molecule: messenger RNA, 321 nt
Organism: Plenodomus lingam JN3
Lineage: Eukaryota; Fungi; Ascomycota; Dothideomycetes; Pleosporales; Leptosphaeriaceae
Gene: RPL36
Product: 60S ribosomal protein eL36
Biological process (GO): cytoplasmic translation
Cellular component (GO): cytosolic large ribosomal subunit; ribosome
Molecular function (GO): structural constituent of ribosome
Source: RefSeq, a predicted model, not a curated record
AUGCCGAAGGAAGUCAAACAGAAGUCUGGCCUCAUCGUCGGCUUGAACGCCGGCCACAAGGUCACCCCAAGAACUCCUGCCCCCAGGAUCUCCCGGAGGAAGGGUUUCCUGUCGAAGCGCACUGCUUUCGUCCGCGAAAUUGCUCGCGAGGUUGCCGGUCUGGCUCCCUACGAGAAGCGUGUCAUUGAACUGCUCCGAAACUCCAAGGACAAGCGUGCCCGUCGUCUGGCGAAGAAGAGGCUCGGUACCUUUGGCCGUGCAAAGAGAAAGGUUGAGGAGAUGACCACUGUCAUCGCCGAAUCGAGGCGCGCAGGUCACUAG